UGUGUAUUAGUAGUAGAAACUACAAACUGCAGUAAUGGCUUCGUCACAAGAGGCUUGGACCUUAGAGAACGGUGGUGGUGGCAAUCUCAAGGGUUCCAGCAAGGAAAUUCGCCACCACGGCCGAACUGCUCACAACAUGUCUUCCUCGUCUCUGCGCAAGAAAUCCGAUAUUUCGCUCGUUUCGAAGGUUCGAUGCGGCCUUCUGAGGUUGCUCUUGAGCAAUCUCCAAGAGGUCAUCUUGGGUACUAAACUCUCUGUGCUUUUCCCUGCCGUUCCCCUCGCCAUCAUCGCUUCCAUUUACAACUUUGGAACGCCAUGGGUUUUCGCGUUGAGCUUACUUGGGCUCACCCCACUUGCUGAAAGAGUGAGCUUUCUCACUGAACAAAUUGCAUAUUUUACCGGUCCAACAGUGGGAGGGCUACUUAAUGCAACAUGUGGGAAUGUGACAGAGCUGAUAAUAGCAUUAUUAGCUCUUAAGCAGAACAAGAUAGCAGUGGUGAAGUGUUCCCUUUUGGGUUCUGUGCUUUCAAACCUUCUACUUGUCCUUGGAACUUCUCUCUUCUGUGGGGGCUUAGCCAAUAUCAAGAAGGAACAGAAAUAUGACAGAAAGCAAGCAGAUGUGAACUCUCUUCUGCUGUUGCUGGGACUUCUAUGCCACAUGUUGCCUCUCAUGUUCAAAAUCAAAUACAACGGUAACAACACAAUCACUAAUGGAACUACUGAUCUGACUUCAGACUCAAUUCUCCAGUUAUCAAGAGUGAGCAGUAUUAUCAUGCUUCUUGCAUACUUUGCUUAUCUCUUCUUCCAAUUGAAGACUCAUCGCCAGUUAUUUGAAGCCCAACAGGAUGAAGAUGGUGAUGAAGUGGGUUCAGAAGAAGAGGCUGUGAUCAGUUUCUGGAGUGCAUUUGCUUGGCUGGUGGGAAUGACUGUCGUCAUAGCCCUUCUCUCAGAAUAUGUUGUGGGCACUAUAGAGGAUGCAUCAGAGUCAUGGGGUAUUUCAGUGAGCUUCAUCAGCAUAAUCUUAUUACCAAUUGUUGGAAAUGCAGCAGAACAUGCAGGAGCAAUCAUAUUUGCUUUCAAGAACAAGUUGGACAUAUCUUUGGGAGUUGCUCUGGGGUCUGCAACACAAAUUUCUGUCUUUGUGAUUCCCUUGAGUGUGCUGGUUGCAUGGAUCAUGGGUAUUGACAUGGACCUUGACUUCAACAUCCUUGAGACUGGUUGUCUUGCCUUAGCAAUCAUUGUCACAGCCUUCACUUUACAGGAUGGAACUUCACAUUACAUGAAAGGAUUUGUUCUCUUGCUUUGCUACAUUGUUAUCGGCGCGUGUUUUUUCGUUCUCAGAACUCCACUUCACAAAGUAAAUGCUCUUAACCUUGGAGCUGAAUCAUCAACUGGAGGAGGUUUGGCUGGUCAAUUGGUGAGCAAUCAAGUCCUUACAUUGUUUGAAUUCAUUUAAAUUGUUAAAAAGUUAAAAUAAAAAUGCAUCUAUAAUUUUACUAAUAUGGUAAAAAAAUAAUGUUAAUGCAGGAGGCUAAGAUCAUUGGGGUUAAUCCCCAAUGAAGAACUGCAGCUAGAGUUAAAAACUAUGGUGGACUAGUUCCUCUUGAUCAGUCUCAAAGCAUUCUCCAUUAUUAAUUACUGUUCAUUUUAAUUAAAUUGGUUUUGCCAGUUCAAAACAACUUCA
This is a messenger RNA of Telopea speciosissima, 1684 nucleotides long. RefSeq names its product vacuolar cation/proton exchanger 3. The coding region runs from base 35 to 1456 and encodes 473 amino acids. The transcript has 11 exons. Gene Ontology annotation, biological process: intracellular calcium ion homeostasis; calcium ion transmembrane transport. Gene Ontology annotation, cellular component: plant-type vacuole membrane. Gene Ontology annotation, molecular function: calcium:proton antiporter activity. Lineage: Eukaryota; Viridiplantae; Streptophyta; Magnoliopsida; Proteales; Proteaceae. The record is from RefSeq and is a predicted model, not a curated record.